AUGAUCUUCAUCCGGCAAGUCAAAGCCAAACCUGAACGACCGCUGGCCGACGUACUCCGCAAGUUCCAGCAACUUAUUGAGAGCGAACCCAGCUUAGGAGACCUGACAAACGGCAUGUUCAACGAGGUUCCCCGUGAUGGCUUCUACGGCCACGGCCUCAGUGGCCGGUACGAACGAGUCCGCGACUAUCAGCACAUGCUCGAGCUCUUCAACGAGGUGCCCGACUUGCCUCCGAGAUGGAACGAAAAGGCAUCAAAGGCGGCAUAG
Molecule: messenger RNA, 267 nt
Organism: Aspergillus chevalieri
Lineage: Eukaryota; Fungi; Ascomycota; Eurotiomycetes; Eurotiales; Aspergillaceae
Exons: 2
Coding region: 1-267 (88 amino acids)
Source: RefSeq, a predicted model, not a curated record